CAGCUGUUUGAACGUUCUAAUUUGUGCAGUGAGCCCAGCAGCAGCGGCGGCACAGACUCAAAGCUUCGCGGGCGAGCGCAGCAGCCCCGAGAGCGUCCGCUGCCCAAGCCCGCAGCCUCCCCGCCCAGCUCCCGCGAUGCGGCCCGGCCCGUAAUCCGCCGCCGAGCCGGGGACGCUCCGCACCACAACUACCUCAGCGCCCCAGCCCCCCCCGCCGCGCUACCCCCGCUCCAAGGUUUCUACAUUGCCAUAGGGCGCCCCCCUGAGGCAGAUCCACUCUCACCAUGUUCCAGCGCUUCACCAGCCUCUUCUUUAGCACCCCUCCACCCGCAGAGGACCCCGACAGCCCCCGAGCCUUCGUCUCCAAAGAGGAUGAAGUGGACGGCUGGCUCAUCAUUGACCUGCCGGACAGCUACGCAGCUCCUCCCAGCCCCGGGGUCGCCCCUGCCCCCGCGGGCCGCCCUCCGCCCGCGCCCUCCUUGAUGGACGAGAGCUGGUUUGUCACCCCUCCCGCCUGUUUUACUGCAGAGGGGCCCGGCCUCGGGCCUGCCCGCCUCCAGAGCAGCCCGCUGGAGGACCUCCUCAUCGAGCACCCCAGCAUGUCUGUUUACGUCACCGGCAGCACCAUAGUGCUGGAGCCUGGGCCCCCCACCCCGCCCCCGGACGCUGCCCUGCCUGUCGCCGACCUUAGCGAGGGGGAGCUGGUGGUGCCUGCCCGCCGCGAGCCCCGAGCCCUGCACCACGCUGCCGCCCCACUGCCGGCGCGGGCUGCUGUGCUGGAGAAAGCCGGGCAGAUGCGGCGGCUGCAGCGGGCCCGGCAGCGAGCAGAGCGCCACGCGCUGAGCGCCAAGGUGGUGCAGAGGCAGAACCGCGCCCGCGAGAGCCGUCCGCGUCGGCCCAAGCACCAGGGCAGCUUCGUCUACCAGCCGUGCCAGCGCCAGUUCAACUACUGAGCUUCCACACGGCGGCCUCACAGCCCCUGGCUGCCUGCCCGCCCCCACCCCCUCCAAGGCCUGCCUAGGGUUGGAGACAACCUCCUUCCUUAAGUGUGAGGUGGGGUAGCCCUCCUUACUCCAGCUCCUGUUUCCCCUUUUGAUUCUCUAGUUGGCCUCCAAAUCCCUUCUGACCCGUCCCCCUCCCACCUUCUGCCACCCCCCCCACACACACACACAUACACCCUGCCCUACAUCCUCCACCCCACACUGCUUUCUCUGGUCCCCAUCCAAGUCUCUGGCCUGACAUUCCCCUUCAUUCUUAGCCCUUUAGCCCUCUACCUCUGGCCACUCCUGUUUCUGAGUUUCUUCCAGUGCCAGAUAUGGCUCAUUCCCCACCUCUGCUCCCUCUUCAUAAGCCUCACCAUCUUUCAUGUUUGAUGCUAUACUCACCCCUGUUCCAUUAUUAUUCCCUGUAAUUAAUUCCCUCCCAAAUGGAAGAGAAGGAGAUGCUGGAACUAAAGGGUUCUGCCUUUAGUCUUCCCUUCCCUCUCCCUUGGGGGCUGUGCUCCUUGGACUUGCUUAGGCCUGGAAAGGUAAAGUAUGUGGAAGAGGACUGUGUGAAGUAAAUUAGAGGGAGAAGACAGAGGGAGUCAAAGGGAAGAGGCAGCCCAUUGGAGAUGUAGACUGGACAGACUGAGAAGUUGUAGGGAGCAGGGCAUCAUGGGAGCUGACAUUUUGCUUGAUCAGAGAAGCCAAGCUCUGCUCUCAGGCUGAAGCCUGGAGUCCACCCCCACUUCCCUUUCCUAUUAAUACCACAUCCAAAAUCUCUUCCUGAAAUCCACCCCUUUGCAGGCCCCUGAAUUUGAAGGGCUUAGUCUUGCCACCCUAUUCUAAUAUGUCACUCCAGGAGUAGAGGCUGGGCAAGGCCCUGCCAUCCUGGCUCUAUGUUCACAUGCCUAAGGUGCUAGAACCAGCUUAGGAGAUAUGCAGGCCAGAAGGCUUCUAGACAGCAAAAAGGCACACUCCAGAGUAAGAGGGCAGAGGAAUUAUGCUGGGGAGGCUCAAUUCUGGGGUGAAGCAAUCCCAAGAAUGACAGUUCAGCCUUCAUCUUGCCUCUGGUCUUUCACACCCUGCCCACUAUAGAUAAUAAACACUGCUGGAGAGGAAGCCUAAUCCCCAAAUAGUCCCUGUUUGGGUUCAGGGUCUUCAGGGGGCCUCUCCUCACUUUCUCCCCCAGGACUUUCUUCCUCUUUUAGGCUUUUGGGGUUCCCUAUGGUUCUUUCCCCUUUCUCCUCCAGUUAGUACCUGGAGGAAGGAACCUGAAUCCCUGGAGGAAAACAGUGGACCGGGGCAGCUAGCUUUCCCCUUCCUGUGGUGGGGUUGAAUUUUGGGAUCAGACACCAGCAACAGCCCCGAGUUGCUUCCUUUUUCCUCUUUCUAAUUGUCCUUUUCUAGUGUGUGCUCUUUCUUCCUUGAUACUUUUAAGAUUUCAUGUUACAUUUUAACAUAGGUCUUACCCCCUCAAUCCAAUUCCAGGUUUCCAGGCCUCAUAGCCAUGCUGAGGCUUAGAGAAAAGUGAAAUCUCAUGAAGGUAAAGGCAGCUGUCCUCCCUGAUCCUAUAACUCUCAACCUCAUUGGGGGGGUGGGGGGUGCAUGAGGGGUGAGGCGGCAGGAGCUAACCACAUGGAUGCUGGGGUGGGGAUAGAAAAAGCUCUGUUGGGAUCUGCUAUCUCAAGAAGUAAGCCAAAUUUACACUAAAAGCAGAUUGGAAAUCCUCACACCUGUCUACUCAGGCCCUAAUAGUGGACAACUUCACUCCUAUCCCCAGGGUUUUUCUUGUUAAAACUUUUAUUUUUCCAGCUACUUCUUACUCACACUUCACAGCUAGCUUAAGGGUCUUCAGCAUUUCCAAGGGCUGACCCCCCCACCCCCAACUCUUCCUGUUUAUUCCAAUAUCAGAUAGGGUCUAGGCUCAGUCCUGGGCAGUGUCCAUGUUUCUGAUGUGGGAAGUGAAUUAUAGGGCAUUUGGCUCAAAUUUCAAAAGCCCCCAUCCUUAUCCCUAUUUCUGGAGGCUAGUAUAGUUUUAGAGCCCUCCAAUCUCAUCUGGCCGGUUGCAAGGCUCAUGGUUUUUUUUUUUUUUUUUUUUUUGUAUUUUCCUAUAGAUUCUAUAGCAUUUGAGUGUGGCAAUAUUUUAAUUGUGUAUAGAUUUCUAAGAACCAACACUACUCAGUCUCCUGCUAGUCUGACUCCUGAAGCAUCAGACCUCCUCAUACUGUAUUGACUGUGUAUGUGCCUUUCGCCUUGAGCAUGCUUCAGGAUUUUUUUUAAAACCACAGAACUUGAAUACAUGAAGGGAAUCAGAAUUCACAAAGUCCUAUGCAACCUUAAGACAGGAGGGGGUUAGAUAGUCUUUCAUGACUGAUGUUUUCAGAAACCCUGGAGAAGUUUGUUCUAGUUUGUAUUAAUGUCAGUACUACCAGCACUUUGCCAAAACUGAGUAUGUCAGAGGGACCUGUUUUUAGAGUGAGUCCCAAUUACAUCAAAGGGUGACUUUUAGUUAUUCCCCAGUAAGUCUGAGUGCUCUGGUGUCACUUUGCUGUCUUUGCCAGUCUGACCCUAAGCAGAGUACCGUGUGUAUGAGUGCAGUUUGCUGCUGUUUUGGAGUAUGCCUGCUCCCCAUGCCCCUGCCGGAACCCUGAUCGAUUUGCUCUGACUCAUAAUGUCUUAGGUGCAACAAGACCCCACCAGAGCUCUUGGAUGCCUCAGAUCCAUGUGGCUUUACUUGAGGGGACUGAAUACAGACACAUCAUUACCCUUUAUAUCUUCCCUCUUACCCUGCUCCCUAGUUCCAAAUGGAACCAACAAGUUGAGUACAUCUCUCUUGGGUGUUUUGUGUUGAGACUGGCUGAAAUGAGGAGACUCUGGUUGACCAUGUUGGAACAUGUCAACAGACUCAAGGACACAACCACCUCGACUCAGUCACGUGGCAUGCCUGUGUAUGUGUGUAACAAGAUUCAGAUUGUUAGAUUGUAAUGUUAUUCCUCUAUGGGAGAGAAAAAAUUAAUAUAAAGAAAAAUAAAUAAAAAUCUAUUUAAAGCA
This is a messenger RNA of Erinaceus europaeus (western European hedgehog), 4034 nucleotides long. It is a transcript of the gene TP53INP2, whose product is annotated as tumor protein p53 inducible nuclear protein 2. Gene Ontology annotation, biological process: positive regulation of DNA-templated transcription; autophagosome assembly. Bases 285 to 953 code for a protein of 222 amino acids. Gene Ontology annotation, cellular component: autophagosome; nucleus. The record is from RefSeq and is a predicted model, not a curated record. NCBI's taxonomy places the organism in Eukaryota, Metazoa, Chordata, Mammalia, Eulipotyphla, Erinaceidae. The transcript has 4 exons.